Messenger RNA from Clupea harengus (Atlantic herring), 5460 nucleotides. RefSeq names its product uveal autoantigen with coiled-coil domains and ankyrin repeats b (gene uacab). NCBI's taxonomy places the organism in Eukaryota, Metazoa, Chordata, Actinopteri, Clupeiformes, Clupeidae. Gene Ontology annotation, molecular function: actin binding. The record is from RefSeq and is a predicted model, not a curated record.
ACAGGUCCAGAGUUUGUGGUUGUCCGUCAGGUGAAAAUCAUUGUUGGGAAAAAGUUGAUUAACAGUGGUUGCUGCCUUAUAACUUUACUUGAUAUCUACAGUAACAUCCAAGUUCCUCGUACUGAUUUUUACAACAGCGAAGCUGCGACAAUGAAGAGUUUAAAGUACCGCCUGAAAAAGCACGAAGUUACCAUCACUAACACAGACUGGAACAAGUACGAUGACCGGCUGAUGAAGGCGGUGGAGCGCGGUGAGGUGGACAAGGUGGCCGCAGUGCUGAGCAAGAAGGGCAUCAUCCCCACCAAGCUGGACGUGGAGGGGAGAUCAGCCUUCCACCUCGCCGCGACAAGAGGACACGUGGAUUGUUUAAACCUCAUCUUAGGCCACAGUGUGGACGUGACCGCCACCGAUGCCACCGGGAAAAAUGCCCUACAUCUGGCUGCAAGGAACGGCCAGUCAUUAUGUGUUCAGAGGCUCUUACAGCACAAUUGCCCCGUGGGGAACGUGGACCUGCAGGGGAGGACUGCAUUACAUGACGCUGUGAUGGCUGGCUGCGCCUCGAGUGUUAAAUUGCUCUGUGAUAGUGGGGCUUCUGUGAACGCCAGUGAAUUUGAUGGGAAGACUCCUCUGGUGCUGGCCACUCAGAUGUGCCACCCACGGAUCUGCCAGCUGCUGCUGGAGCGUGGCGCCAACAUCACCGUCCGCGAUAAACAGAACAAGACUGCUCUUAUCCUGGGAUGUGAGUACGCCUGUAGGGACGCCGUCGAGGUGCUGUUGAGGAGCGGCGCAGAUGUCACCGCCGUGGACUGCUUCGGCCACGACAGCUACCACUACACCCGCCUCGGGAAGAACCAGGAGCUGGUCGCGCUGGUGAAGAGUUACCUGGACAGCGCAAACAAAGCUAAAGAUGCCGCGAGGAUGGAGCUGAAAAAGAGACAGCAGUCAGUGGAGAUGAACAUGGAGCCUGCAUCAAAUGCAGACAAGGAUCAGAUGAUACACAACCUUGAGAGGCAGAACGAAAGCCAGCAGGAGUCUCUGAGGAAGUUUCACCAGGAGCAGAGAGCCCUCGUGGACAAGGUCAACAUGCUUCAGCAUCAGCUCACCCAGGAAAAGUCAACAGUGGGGGACAUUCACAUGGAGAGGGAACAACUCAAACACCUGCUGUCGGCCAAAGAGCGCGAGGACGGGGCUCGCGCCGCGGACACGGUGAAGGUGCAGAUGAAGAGUCACCUGGGGGAUUACUCCGGCCAAUCUGUUAUCAAAGGGAAGGACAACAUUCUGGUAAGGCAGUCCCACAGUCUGGAUUCUGCUCAGGUACUGGAUUCUGCUCAGGUCAUGCAGCCGGUGGCGCCCACCCGCUCUGUGUCGCGACCCCUGGAGCUGACUCGCACGCCGUCGGUGACGUCGGGCGGAGAGUCGGACCUCCUGCGCAGGGAGCUGGAGGCGCUGCGGAGGAAGCAGGAGGCGUCAGAGGAGGAGGCGGGCCGCAUGCAGGCGGCGCUGAGCCGCAAGACCAAGGAGUGCGAGGAGCUGGCGCAGAGCCGCGACGCCACCAAGCGCGACGCCGACCAGCAGGUGCGUCAGCUGGAGGAGGCCCUGGGCGACGUGCAGAAGAGGAUGCUGGACUCCGAGGCCAAGGUGAAGCAGCUGCAGGCACACGUGGUGGCCGUGAAGGAGCACCUCAGCAACCAGCUCGUGGAGGACCUGAAGGUGCAGCUCAACGACGUCAAGGCCAAGUAUGAGGGGGCCUCGGCGGAGGUGGGCCGCGUGCGCAAUCACCUGAAGCAGAGCGAGAAGGCCCUGGAGGAGUACAAGAAGAGCGAGGGCCAGCUGGCCGUGGAGGCCGAGCGGCUGACCCAGGAGCUGGACACCCUGAAGGAGGAGCGGGAGGACAUGGCCGAGAUGCUGAUGAGCAUGGAGGCCCACGUGAAGGAGGUGGAGGUCCGACUGCCCGCCAUGGUGCCCGGAGAGAAGUUCGACAACAUGAAGAACCUCCUGACCAACGCGGUGGACGAGAAGGAGAAGCAGCUGGCUGAGCUGAGGGAGGACUACGACCGCGUGCUGGAGGAGGUGGCCGAGCUCCACAGGGAGAUGGACAACCACAGCGGGCCGGGGAUGAGCGUACCCCUGCAGGAGCACGAGCGGGUGAGGGCCGCCCUGGAGGAGCAGAGCAUGUCCCUCAAGAGGAGGCUGGCCGACGUCACCGCCAAGAGCCAGGAUCUGAUCCAGGAAGUGGAAGAGAGCGAGGAGGAGAGGGAACUCCUGAGGGAGCAUCUGGAGGACCUGAAGGACCAGAUCCAGUGCCAGUUUGUGCCCCUGGAAUCUCACAAGGAGGUGAAGAGAUCUUUGGAUUGUGCGGUGGAAGACCUGAAGAAAAAGCUUUCUGAAGCUGCGGAGAAAAAGAAGCUGGCUGAGGAAGAGCUUCAGAAGCUGCACGAGGAGAAGGCCUCGCUGUGUGAGAACGUGACCCUGCUGAAGAGCACCCAUGUCCCCAGUGAGCAGUUUGAGAGCGAAGUGGGCAAGCUGACCUCACGUAACAUAGAGCUGGAGAAGGAUCUGGAGAUCAUCCAGCAGAUGUGUGAGGAGAGAGAAAAGGAGCUGAGGGAGGUGUUGGCCGAGAAGGAGAACCUGAAGCAGAGUUUGCAAGGGGAGGUGAUGUCGAAGGAAGAGUACGAGAGAAUGAAAGAAGAGCUUAGCGCCGCCUUGGAGGAAUCCAAAAAUCAAAUCUCCAUGUUGGAGAAGACUGGCAAGACAAGGGAGGAAGGGUUGCAGAAGGUGAACGAGGGAAGUGCAAUGUUAAAAGGGGAGCUUGAGAAAGUACAGACGAUGUUGAUAAAAGACUAUAUUAGCCUCAGUGACCAUGAAACAGUCACUGGAAAGCUGAACAGUGCCUUAGCUGAAGCUGAGGAGAAGGCAAACGAAGCCCUCUCCAAGUAUCAGUCAGCUCAGGAGGACACUAGUAGGCUGCAAAAGGAAAUUGAGGAGCAGAAAAUAGAGUUAGAUACCAUACAAGAGGCUAUACAGAUUAAGUUUGUGCCACUGUCUGUUAUUCAAGAGAAAGAGAGCGGCUUUGAGGUCGCACUAAAGGACUUGACUGAGCGGUUGACUGAAAUGCAGGACAUGUAUGACCAGGAAAAGACGGAGAGUGAACGUCGCAAGUGUGAGGCAGAGAGGCUGGAAGCGGAGCUGCACGAGGCCCUGCAGAGGCAGGAGGCCGACCUGGCCUCCAGCGAGAAGCUCCGAGAGGCGGAGGACCAGCACAAGGGCCACUCCGAGGAGCUCAGCCUGAAGCUGGUGGACCUGGAGCAGAAUUACAAGGAGGUGACCGUCCAGCGGGCCGAGCUGGAGGAGCAGAACGCCCUGUGCGCCGCCGAGAUCCAGGACCUGCAGCGACGCCUGGAGGUGGAGUACGUGCGCCUGGAUCGCUUCGAGGCCAUGCAACAGGCGCUGAGCGACAGCCUGCAGCAGGCGCAGGAGCAGUGCCAGCAGGCGCAGUCGGCGCAACGGCAGGAGGCCAAGCGGGUGUGCGAGCUGGAGCAGGAACUGCAGAGCCGCGACGGCAGCCAGGGCACCAUCGCCACCACGGCGGUCGGCGCCGCCCUGCUGGCCGAGCACGAGGAGGCGCGUGGGGCGCUGGAGAGGGAGGUGGCCCAGCUGCGGCUGGCCCUCCGCGAGGAGGAAGAGAGCAGCGCCCAGCGGGCCGAGGACGUGUCCGCCCUGCAGAGCGAGCUGCUGCGCGCCACCCAGGCCCUGGAGGAGCUGCACGGCCGCGACGAGGACGAGGUGGGCGAGCUGCGGCAGGACAAGCAGCGGCUGGAGGAGGAGGUGCUGGAGCUGGGCGAGCGCCUGUCCGGCCUGGCCGAGCAGUACGAGGAGCUGUACCGCGACGCGGCCCUGCGCAAGGACGCCGAAACCCGGGCGCGCGCCGAGGCCGACUCCCUGCAGGCCAAGAGCGCCGCCAUCGAGGGCGAGAUCGGCGAGCUGAAGGAGCGCUACGACGGCUCCCUGCACACCAUCGGCGAGCUGCAGAAGAGGAUCCAGAUGUCCUCGGGGCAGACGGAGGCCAAGGACAAGAGGAUCACCGAGCUGUUAGCCGACGUCGAGAGGCUCAAGCAGGCGCUGAACGGCUUGUCCCAGCUGGCCUACGCUGGCGGCGCGCCCAACAAGAGGCAGACCCAGCACAUCGACGCACUCCAGGGCCAGGUUAAAAGCCUGCAGCAGCAGCUGGCUGAAGCUGAAAGGCAGCACAGGGAGGUGGUCUCCAUUUACCGAACUCAUCUUCUCAGUGCCGCUCAGGGGCACAUGGAUGAAGACGUCCAGGCAGCCUUGCUGCAGAUCAUCCGCAUGAGGCAGGAGUUUGUGUGCUAGAGGGAGUGUGGUGGGAACACCAGCACGGACUCAAAUCCACCAUUUGCCCUGCAUUCCACAGUGCAAGCCAAGCUGUGGGCCCACUCGGCUCAUUCUGUGCAAAUCCAUGUUAGCAAAGACUCAUAUCCAGGUCCAGGGUCAGUAGAAAAACACCACACAACAGCUGUGAGAGGGGUUACCAGGAACCAGGAACUGGGUCAACUGCCACUACCUGUUAGUUGAUUAUGUACAGUAUUAACACCUGUUUGUAGUCAUUAGUUCACUUUUUAAUGGAGUUCAUCCAGAAUGCUCUGGCAUGCAUCUGAACAAGAGGCUGGAAAGUAGUAGAGAAAUGAGUGUGCAAGUACUAUUGAAAUGAGUGUGCAAGUACUACAGAAAUGAGUGUGCAAGUACUCAAGAAAUGAGUGUGCAAGUACUACAGAAAUUAGUGUGCAAGUACUACAGAAAUGAAGGUGCAAGUAAGGGAACGUUCUGCUCUGAAAGCAGAAGGAAUGACUGCAACUUCUUGUGGUGGUUUAGAAGGGAAUUGAGGCUGGUGUUUUGUAAGAGCAGUUUUUGGCAAUCGAGUCACGUCAAUGUCACAACGCCUCUGACGGGAUUAGACGUUCCGGUCCACACUCCCUCCGCAGUGCCCUCCUGUGACCUCCUCCAUGCUGGAGAGGGAGAGAAGGCUGCAGCACCAACCUCCCUUCACCUCCCCUCACCUCACCUCUCGCCCCCAGACUGGGAGCAGGACUCCCACCCACCCGCUACUCACAUACCGAAUAAACAGUCAUAAACACUUGCACUCACAUGCGCAUAUAAAUGUCCUGGGGUCCUAGCCACACUGACUUUACCCUUGAAGGUCCAAACAGUCAACAAACUCUGCACGUCCCUAGCGCUCCUAAUCUGUCCAGGGGCUUUCCAUGAGUCUCUGUCAGUCUCUCACUUUGAUUUCUCAUUCCUCUCUAGUCCCCUCUCACAUUGUUAUACCCUUUUCUCAUCAUCAUUCUCUCAUCCUCCUUUCCCUGUCUUUUUUUUUCUUUUCUCGCCAUCUACUUCUGGGUCCUUUAUGUCUUCUCUCUCUCUCUCUCUCUCUCUCUCUCUCUCUCU